Messenger RNA from Lycium barbarum (goji berry), 1496 nucleotides. RefSeq lists its product as uncharacterized. NCBI's taxonomy places the organism in Eukaryota, Viridiplantae, Streptophyta, Magnoliopsida, Solanales, Solanaceae. The transcript has 3 exons. The record is from RefSeq and is a predicted model, not a curated record. The coding region runs from base 162 to 1496 and encodes 444 amino acids.
GAGUGCUACCUAUUGCUAUUCGUGGAUUUGAAAAUAAAAAUGUCUCUUCAUCAUUGAUUAAGUUAGGCGAUUUCUUCCAAUGAUUAUGUUGUAAGACAUUGAGACGAGAUGACUUAGAACAACUUGAAAGGGAUAUAAUUGUUAUAUUAUGUAAGCUUGAGAUGAUCUUUCCACCUGCUUUUUUCGAUGUUAUGGUACAUUUGGCUGUGCAUUUACCACGAGAGGCUAUGUAUGGGGGACCAGUAAAAUAUCGUUGGAUGUACAAAAUUGAGAGGUUCUUGUGCAAGCUUAAGCGUUAUGUGCGAAACAAGGCACGACCCGAAGGUUCUAUUGCAGAAGGCUAUAUUAUUGAUGAAUGUUUGACAUUUUGCUCUAUGUAUCUUACCGGCAUCGAAACUAGAUUUAAUCGUGAAGAUCGAAAUGAUGAUGGAUCUAGCAAGAAAGAUGAACCUGUUCUAGACAUAUUUUCAAAGAGUGCUAGACCAUUUGGAGAUGGAGAUUAUGAUGCCAUACCAAGGAAAGAUCUUGAUAUGGCUCGGUGGUAUGUGUUGAAUAAUUGCGAAGAAGCAGAAUCUUUUCUUCAAGAGCAUAAAGAAGAGUUGGUGAAACAAGAUGUUGGGAAUAUAGAAGAGAAACACAGAGAACAAUUUCCUUUAUGGUUUAAAAGGAAAAUUUUGAAAUUAUAUAAUAAGGACAGGUCAAUGUCUAUCAAGAAAUUAUAUCCUUUGGCAAUGGAAUCUGAUGUGCGUGGAAGAAAACAUAUUGGCUGUGUUAUAAAUGGUGUUAGGUAUCUUAUUCAACGACGCGAUGAAUUACGUAAAAGUCAGAAUUGUGGUAUAGUUGUUGCAAGCUAUGAUGAAAAUGAGUUGAUUGAUUUUUAUGGUAUUACAACUGACAUCAUUGAGUUAGAGUAUGUUGAUGAGAAUCGAGUUUUUCUAUUUAAAUGCAAGUGGUUUGAUCUUCGCAAGAAAAUAGGGAUGCAAAAAGAUAAACAUUUUACGAGCAUAUGUGUUAAAAGAUUUUGGUAUGAACAUGAUUCUUUCGUACUAGCUACUCAAGCAAAACAAGUAUUUUACAUUGAUGACCCAAAAUUGGGAGAAAAUUGGCGAAUUGUGCUCAAAUUUCAAGAUAGACACUUAUAUGAUGUCCCGGAGAAGGAAAAUUCAGAGACAGAAAGUGAUGAGUCGCAUAUUACAAAUAAUGAUGUGUAUCAAGACAUGUCACUUGAAAGUAAUUCGAUUGUCAAUGAUACGGUGGAUAUGUUGAGUAAACUACAUAGAGAUGAUGUUGAACCGAUUACCCUGAAUACAAAUGUAAUUGAAUUGGAGGCUCAAACAGAACCAGAAGUUGAAGUUGAUUAUAUCGAAGAAGAUUCUGACCAAGAGGAUGACACUAUGGUAGAGUACAUAAGUGAUAAUGAGGAGAAUGAAGGUAAUAAUAGUACUAAUGACGAUGCAGCUGAUAGCACAGGUGAUGGCGACGACAUUGGCUUGUGA